Molecule: messenger RNA, 1439 nt
Organism: Coffea eugenioides
Lineage: Eukaryota; Viridiplantae; Streptophyta; Magnoliopsida; Gentianales; Rubiaceae
Product: E3 ubiquitin-protein ligase CHIP
Biological process (GO): positive regulation of proteolysis; protein quality control for misfolded or incompletely synthesized proteins; cellular response to misfolded protein
Cellular component (GO): cytoplasm
Molecular function (GO): ubiquitin protein ligase activity; protein-folding chaperone binding
Source: RefSeq, a predicted model, not a curated record
CAGGGGGUCUGUGUUUGUCUCUUUCGCUCUAUUCUGCAUACAUGUCCUCUUCCCGUCCCAUUUUCCCUAAGUCAGGUAGCUGAAAUUUGGAAGCAUCGUGAAACUUCGUCAGAUUAGUAAAAUUUCAACACUCUUCGGUUCUAAUAAAAAUUUUGGUUUCAUUUCCUCCCCCUUCCAAAUAUUUACUUCCAAUUGUUUGCCCCAACUCUUCCGUCCCAAACGUACAACACAAUUUUUUGGGCGUCGCGAGCGAACAGGCAUCACAAACACUUGUACCCAGCAAAGAAUUUCGAGAUUUUGCUGUUAAAGAAAUUAAUUUUGAGAUAGAUAAUUAUAGGUUUGCACAGAAUUUUCAAAAAAUACGGUAAAAUGUCUCCCACGGUGGCUGCAGCCGCCGCCGCCGCCGCCGCUAUGGAUGCCGCAGCGGUGGCCAAACAAGCGGAACAGCUCCGGCAAGAAGGCAACCAUUGCUUCAAGAAAGAUCGAUUUGGUGCUGCCAUCGAUGCUUAUACUGAGGCGAUUGCAUUGUGCCCUAAUGUGGCCAUAUAUUGGACAAAUCGUGCUUUGUGUCAUCGGAGGCGCAAUGAUUGGAAAAGGGUGGAGGAAGAUUGUAGAAGAGCUAUCAGAUAUCACCAUUCUGUCAAGGCCCAUUACAUGCUAGGUCUUGCUUUGCUGCAAAGAGAAGAGUAUGCUGAAGGGGUCAAGGAACUAGAAAAGGCGUUGGAUUUCGGAAGGGGUGCUAACCCGAAAGGUUACAUGGUAGAGGAAAUCUGGCUGGAGCUUGCAAAAGCAAAAUACUUGGAGUGGGAGCAUGAAUCCACCAAUCGUUCUUGGGAACUUCAAAGUUUGAAAGAAACUUGUGAAGAAGCUCUCAAGGAGAAAAAUUUCCUGGAUUCUUCUUAUGCCAAUGGUUAUUUUGAUGGAGAUACAAAGUCCAAUACCGAGCAACUGGAAGCAUUAAGUAGGGUUUUCCACAAAGCUGCAGAAGAUGAUAUACCAACCGAGGUGCCAGAUUAUCUUUGUUGUAAAAUUACGCUUGACAUUUUUCGUGAUCCUGUCAUCGCUCCUAGUGGAUUUACGUAUGAGCGGGCAGUGAUCCUUAACCAUUUGGAAAAGGUGGGUAAGUUUGAUCCAAUUACACGCGAACCACUGUUUAAAUCCCAGCUGGUGCCGAAUUUGGCCAUAAAAGAGGCAGUAGGAGCAUUUCUGGACAAGCACGGUUGGGCUUACAAGAUGGACUAAACGUUGUGCAGUCUGAAUUCGGUUGUAAUUCUUGUUUGUUGUGCAAAAAUGCUAAUUGCGUCUCAGAACCCAAGAAAACAUUCCCCGUGUACUGUAAAAGUGUAAACCGUAAAGCUUGGAAUGUAGCUUGAUGCACCCGAUUGUAUAGUACGGAAAGAUUACUAUAAUAUAAUGUCGUUCCAUUGGUCUGCUCCAAA